CUCCACCAGCACAACAAUUCCAGCACAAUUCACACAAAAAUGAACGACCCGGCAUUCGCGAUCGAAACCGACCUCCAAACGCAGAGCAUCCUCCUUGCUGCCGCAAAUCACGACAUCGCCGCGCUACGCAACCUCCUCCGCAACUCCUCCGCCAACGUCCAAGACCCAGAGACUGGCUUCACACCCUUACACGCUGCAAUUGCUGCCUGCGAGCCAGGUACGGAAGAAGCGAACCGAGUGAAUGGGCAUGAAAAUGGCGACAGAAAUGGGGUACGGGAAGGCGAGGACAGCGAGGAGAGGACGCAAGAGCUCGAAGGCGCCGUGAAGACGGUCAGGCUACUGUUCGAGAACGGUGCGAUAUGGAACGACCUGGACGGCAAUGGCGAGACGCCCGGCUGCAUAGCGCACAGAUUGGGACUGAAAGAGCUGUAUGAAUUGUGCGUGGAUGGUGGUGUGCGAGCCGAGCUGCUGCUGAGUCGACUAGACGAAUACCAGCCGCUGGGUGAUGCUGAUUCCGACGAAGAGGAAGAGGAUAUUGAAGAGGUACUUAAGGGUACUCGAGAGACUCAAGAUAGCCAGGAGGUACAUUUAGAUGACAGAGAGUUACAUCCGGACGACUCGACGCGAAACCCCAACUAUCUCGCCUCAACUCUGACCUUCGACCGCAACAAGAUAGUAGAUGAGACGACUAACGGCGUCAUGAUGGGGUGGGAAACCACCUUCAUGAGACGAUCUGCGGAGCUCCUCCUGCCUACCACCGGCCUUCGCGUGCUCAAUAUUGGGCACGGUAUGGGGAUCAUUGACGGGUUCUUCCAAGAGAAAACUCCGAAGUCGCACCACAUCAUCGAAGCACAUCCAGAUGUGCUGAAACAGAUGAAGGAAAAAGGCUGGCACGAUAAACCUGGGAUAGUCAUUCAUGAAGGCCGAUGGCAAGACAUCGUUCCCGGCCUAAUGGAAAGGGGCGAGCUCUAUGACGCGAUAUAUUUCGAUACUUUCGCCGAAGAGUACAAGGCACUACGCGAGUUCUUCACCGAGUGUGUCAUCGGGUUGCUUGACCCCUCUCGAGGCGCAGAUGGAGAGGGAGGAAAGUUCGGCUUCUUCAACGGCAUGGGCGCGGACCGGCAAGUCUGCUACGACGUCUAUAAUAAGAUCGUCGAGAUGGAUCUCUUCGAAGCAGGCUUCGACACUGAAUGGGAAACGAUACCGAUCCCAGACCUUGACGCAGAAGGAGAAUGGGAUGGAGUGAAGAGGAAAUAUUGGGUUCCCGAUAAAUACAAACUACCCACGUGCAGCUUUAUCGGCUGAGAGACCCCAGACGCCCACAUUCGUACGCCAACGCUAAAACCAGAUGCCACCUUCCUACAGAAUAUCC
Trematosphaeria pertusa is the source of this 1372-nucleotide messenger RNA. Its product is annotated as arginine N-methyltransferase 2. The transcript has a single exon. NCBI's taxonomy places the organism in Eukaryota, Fungi, Ascomycota, Dothideomycetes, Pleosporales, Trematosphaeriaceae. The record is from RefSeq and is a predicted model, not a curated record. Gene Ontology annotation, biological process: peptidyl-arginine methylation. The coding region runs from base 40 to 1305 and encodes 421 amino acids. Gene Ontology annotation, cellular component: cytoplasm; nucleus. Gene Ontology annotation, molecular function: protein arginine N5-methyltransferase activity.